This is a messenger RNA of Maudiozyma saulgeensis, 3189 nucleotides long. Lineage: Eukaryota; Fungi; Ascomycota; Saccharomycetes; Saccharomycetales; Saccharomycetaceae. The record is from the annotation of a GenBank genome assembly.
AUGUCUGGCUAUCAUAGAAGACCAUAUCAAGCACCUUCAUCUAACAGGAAUGGUUAUACGCAUGACCGAUAUUAUCAAAAUAGGCCAUAUGGCAGAAAUACAUAUGAUCCAAAUUCAUCACACCAAGGCCAAGGUACCAAUAGAUAUAAUAACAGGUCAACCCAUGGAGCAUCUCGUUAUUCGAGUGUACCUUCAUCUAGAUACUCAAAUAUACCAGUACGACCUGCUAACGCUAGUGUUUCAGUUAACCAAACUAAUGAGGAGAGUUAUAAUAGACCAGCACCUAUUCUUAAGUAUCAGGAUGAGUUUUUCAAACCUAAAUACCAUUAUUUUGAUCCCAUAUCACAGAUAUUAACUCAUAAGAAGGAUUUUCAUUCCUGGAACCCUAAAGGAGAAUAUCCUAAGGAUGGUUUUACUUUACAACGAGACAACAUAACUGUCUCUGAUAAUAAACAGAUCAAACAGAUUAAGGUAACGAGACGUCCCGAUGUAUUAGGUGAAGAUCCACGUAGCUCACAUUUUGGUCAAACGAAACCCUCCAUGAGGAAAGUGAGAACAUCACUAUUAAAAAUUGGUCGUAUAUCAUAUGACAAAUAUUCUGUUGGGCCACCACCUACCUGUGAGAUAAUUGUAUACCCUGUAUCUUCAGUUAAUUCCAUUCAAGAAAUCCUAAUCAAGAAUCAUUUUAGAAAAUUUGGAGAAAUUUCGCAUUUUGAAAGUUUUAAUGAUCCAAAUAAUGCAUUGCCAUUACAUAUUUAUUUAAUAAAAUAUUCUAGUCCCGAAGGUAAGAUAAAUGAUGCUGCUAGAGCGGCUUAUAUGGCUUCGAAGAGAUAUGAAAAUGAAAAUUGUUCGAUAAUAGGUUCCAAUUUCAAAGUUGUAUUAAAUAAAAAUGGUAUUUUGGAAUCGACAAAGAUAAGAUUUAUAGCUGAGAAUAAAAAAAGGCUAGAUAAAGCAAAACAAGAACAGGAAAGAAAGGAAAAGAUCAAUGCUAUUAAAACCAUUACUGCACCUUCAAAACCUUCUACUUCUUCUUCUUCUUCUUUGGUGAACGGGAAGGAUACCGUAACAGAAAGCGUUGUGCUAGAUAUCGAUGACACGAUUUACAGAAAGUAUUAUAAUACACAAGAUAAAAGAAUACCUUACGACAUUUUACAACUUGUAAAUCAAAGACCCUGUUUGUAUAUUCCGAAGAGGUUUAAUGUAGUCAAUGGUUUUCGUACAGAAAAUUAUAGAUACAAGAUGAGAAAUUACAAAUAUUCAAGAUUCAUUGAUCAUAGUACAGGGAUAUAUAUUGUGUUCAAUGAUUUAAAAGAGGCCAAAAGGUGUUUCGAUAACGAAUCUGAAAAGCUCAUAUUACCUUCUUUGACUCAGAGGAAGUCGGUUGCAGUAAAAUUUGUAUUGAUAAAAGUUGUACCAAAUUCAAUAGGGAAAAGGUUUAAUCCAUCUUCAGGCGGGAAACGUACUACUGAAUCCAAAGUAUCAUAUCAAACUAAGGAUCAAUUAAUAGACGCCGCCAUGAAAAUUAUUAUGACUGAUUUAGAAAAGGCACUUCAUUUGGAUAUCAAAAGAAGAUUAAUUGGCCCAACCAUUUUUGAUUCACUUAAUGCUGAGAACUUUCCUGAUUUAUUGGAACGUAAAAAGCUUAAAGAUGAGGAGAAAAGAAAAGCCAUUGCUGAUAAACGUGCAAAAGAAGAAGAGAGCCGUAAAGAUAGCAGCAAAGAACUCGAUAUUUUCAACUUAUAUGGUGCUCAUUCUAACAAAAAUAGAAUUAGACGUAAUUCGUAUGGAAGCGAUUUUGUCAGAAUUCCAAAAAGGAAGCAAGUUACAAUGGAUAUCACUCCGAUGGCUCAUUUAUUGAAUGAAGAUAGUACAUCUAAAGAGGGAACACCUCUAUCAACCGAUGAGAAUAUUCCUUCCCACACUUCCGAAACAUCUUUGUCAGAAUCAUCAGAAGAAGAAGAAGAGGAGGAGGAGGAAGAAGAAGAGGAAGAAGAGAGUAUUAAACCAAAACUUAAGAAAUCCAAAUUGGAGGAAGGCGAAAUUACUCCCAAAUCACUUUCUGAUACAAAUGAGAACAUUAUUGAAUCUGCAUAUGAUGUUGUUAAUGAAAUUUAUCAACCAAGUAUGACAGAAACUCCUGUGCCGGUGUUUAAAGACACAAUUACUGAUAUAUCGCACGUAACUCCAUUCAUCAUCCAAGAAAUUAUCAAGGACGAUGAGGAUAUCCAACUACUAAUGAAAGUUAUGGAUGUUCAAUCAAAAAUUGAAGAGCCAACAUCAUUGGAAAGUUCAUUAGUUAAUUAUGAGAUUUGGAAAAUGAAAAAAGAGGACACCAAUGAAAGGCUUGUUGAAGAAUCACAACUCAAACUAAACGAUAAUAUCAAAAUGAGUUCUGAGUUGCAACAUCCUGGCACAUCCUUCAAAGCGAAUGGUUAUGUAUCAGUACCAGAUGCUCUAAAAUCAACAUAUUUACCACAUCGUCGCAGAGCUCAUAAACCAUUGAAUACUGUCUAUACCCAUGAUGACAUGAACACAGACAAAAUGGAGGAUCAUGACGAAUCACCAGAGCUAAUUGGUACUUGUGAAGAGGUACUGAAGAAAGAAAAACAAGAUGUAGCUUCAUUAGGAAUUGAAGUAUCUUCCUCUAGAGAAAAUAGAGCCUCCAACAGAAGAUUCCAACAAGAUAUUGACGCACAAAAGGCUGCAAUUGGUACAGAAUCGGAUUUAUUAUCCUUAAACCAACUGAAUAAGAGGCAGAAGCCGGUAACAUUUGCCAGAUCUGCAAUUCAUAACUGGGGUCUAUAUGCCUUAGAGCCUAUUGCUGCUAAAGAAAUGAUUAUUGAAUAUGUCGGUGAACGUAUUAGGCAACCUGUAGCAGAAAUGAGAGAGAAAAGAUAUUUGAAGAGUGGUAUAGGUUCCAGUUACUUGUUUAGAGUAGAUGAAAAUAAUGUCAUUGAUGCGACAAAAAGAGGUGGUAUUGCAAGAUUUAUUAACCAUUGUUGUGAUCCUAGUUGUACAGCCAAGAUCAUUAAAGUUGGAGGUAAGAGAAGAAUUGUUAUAUACGCCCUUAGAGAUAUUGGGAAAAAUGAGGAACUUACCUAUGAUUACAAAUUUGAAAGAGAAACAGAUGACGAGGAGCGGUUAAUAUGUCUAUGUGGUGCACCAAACUGUAAGGGAUAUUUGAACUAG